Molecule: messenger RNA, 1128 nt
Organism: Auxenochlorella protothecoides
Lineage: Eukaryota; Viridiplantae; Chlorophyta; Trebouxiophyceae; Chlorellales; Chlorellaceae
Product: 8-amino-7-oxononanoate synthase
Exons: 6
Coding region: 1-1128 (375 amino acids)
Biological process (GO): biosynthetic process
Molecular function (GO): transferase activity; pyridoxal phosphate binding
Source: RefSeq, a predicted model, not a curated record
AUGCCGCGCAGGUGCACUGUGCUGUGCCGGCCGGUUGCCGCAGUGUGGGCACCGGGUGGGGCCCAGACGGUGGGCACCGGUCCCGGUCGCACGGUGCGGCUGUUCAGCCUGAACGACUACCUGGGGCUCUCGACCCACCCCCAGGUGUGCGCCGCCGCGGCCUCCGCAGCCCUGGCCGUGGGCAGCGGGCCCCGCUCCUCGGCGCUGGUGGGGGGUUACACGACGCACCACCGCGAGCUCGAGUCUGACCUGGCGACGCUGGCAGGUCAGGGCACGGAGGAGUGCCUGCUCUUCCCCUCCGGCUUCGCGGCCAACUGCUCGGUGAUGGCGGCCGUGGCGGGCAGCCCCGAGGUGGAGGUCUUCUCCGACGAGCUCAACCACGCCUCGCUGGUGGACGGCCUGCGCCUCGCCAAGGCCGCCGGCGCGCGGGUGCAGGUCUACCGCCACAAUGACAUGGCGCACCUGGAGAGCCUGCUGCAGGCCAGCCCCGCCAAGCCCACGUCCCGCCGCCUGGUGAUCACGGACACCCUGUUCUCCAUGGACGGCGACUACGCGCCCCUGGCCCGCCUCGCCGAGCUGAGGCGGGCCCACGGCUUCCUGUUGGCGGUGGACGAGGCGCACGCCACCCUGGUCUGCGGCGACAGCGUGGACCUCCACCUGGGCACCCUGUCCAAGGCCGUGGGCUGCUCCGGCGGCUUCCUGGCCUGCUCCCGCGCCUGGAAGGCCCUGCUGGUGGCCAAGGCCCGGGGCCAGGUCUUCUCCACCGCCAUGCCGGUGCCCAUGGCGGCGGCCGCCAGCGCGGCACUGCGAGUGGCCCGAGAGGAGCCGGAGCUGCGCCGGCGGCUGUGGCGCCACGUCGGCGUGCUGAGCGGCGCACUGGGCGUGCCGUCACGGUCCCCCAUCCUGCCGGUGGUGGUGGGCGCCGAGGCCCGGGCGCUGCGCCUGGCGGACGACCUCUGGCGCGCCGGCUUCCACGUCCCUGCCAUCCGCCCACCCACCGUGCCGCCCGGCACGAGCCGGCUGCGCAUCAGCCUGUCCGCCGCGCACAGCGAUGCCGAUGUGGUGGCGCUGGUGAGAGCCCUGCAGGGGCAGGGACUGGCGGGGGCCAGCGCGGCUGCGAGGCUCUGA